Messenger RNA from Closterium sp. NIES-65, 852 nucleotides. The record is from the annotation of a GenBank genome assembly. Lineage: Eukaryota; Viridiplantae; Streptophyta; Zygnematophyceae; Desmidiales; Closteriaceae.
AUGGCUCGUUCAGACGUUGUUCCUGGAGGACGCGCGGGGAAGGCGAUGGCUGCCGCUGCUGCCGCCGCGGGUGGCGGCGGUGGCUCGUCCGUGUCGUUGCAGGACGCGGAUAAGAAGAGUCAUCGCGCAGCGCGGUCAGGGCCGGCGGCGGAGCGCAAGAAGGAGAAGGAUAAGAAGAAACGCGGCGUGGACGACGACGCGGAGGAACGCGAGAACCCGCGCGCGUUUGCUUUCCGCUCGUCGCGUCGAGCCAAGCUACAGGUGGCGAGGCGGGUGGAGCUGCAGCAGCGGCGCAUGCACGCGCCCAGUGCUGCUGCCACACGCGCACAGGCGCUGGAACCACCUCCGUUCGUGGUGCUGGUGCAGGGUCCUCCCAAGGUGGGCAAGACGACGCUCAUCCGCUCGCUGAUAAAGCACUACACCAAGCACAACAUUCCAGACGUCAAGGGACCCAUCACUGUCGUCUCAGGCAAGAAGCGGCGGCUGCUCUUCAUUGAGUGCAGCAGCAGCGUGCACGCCAUGCUCGAUGCGGCCAAGUUUGCAGACCUCGUGCUGCUGCUCAUCGAUGGCAGCUUCGGCUUCGAGAUGGAGACCUUUGAGUUUCUGAACAUGCUGCAGGUGCACGGCUUUCCCAAGGUCAUGGGCGUGCUGACGCACCUGGACGGCUUCAGAGACCCGCGCAAGCUCAAGAAGACCAAGAAGACGCUCAAGCACCGCUUCUGGACCGAGAUUUACGAUGGAGCAAAGUUGUUCUACCUCUCGGGGCUCAUUCACGGCAGGUGCCCCAAGCGGGAGCUGCUGAAUCUGGCGCGCUUCAUCUCAGUCGCCAAGUUCCGCCCGCUCUCCUGGUGA